This is a messenger RNA of Dentiscutata heterogama, 624 nucleotides long. The record is from the annotation of a GenBank genome assembly. Lineage: Eukaryota; Fungi; Glomeromycota; Glomeromycetes; Diversisporales; Gigasporaceae.
CAUUGUUGUCAAAAGUGUUUUUUAGAAAAAAUGUGUGUCGACAUAGUUUUGAUAAAUUACUCAACAUUUGUUCGUUUCCUCUAAAUACACAAUUGGUUAGUUCAGAUAGUGGAGUUAUCCGUUGUGAAGAUGUAAUUUUCAAUAAUAUACAUUUUGCACAUCUUCCUGAUUUAAUUGGAACAUUAUUAUAUGAAAAUAACAUUAUUAAUUCAUCUAAAUGGACUCAAAUCAAAGCUUCUUAUGGAACUUCUGCUGGUGUAUUUAUUGAUUCAUAUGAUACUACGUUAAAUAAUUGGGAAACAAAUAUAAGUUUCACUGGAAAACCUAGUAAAUAUUAUAUAUAUCUUCCGUCUGGACUUCUGAUGGACGUACAGGAAAUCUUAUUCAAUUCAAGAUAUUUCCGAUGUUGUAGAUAUUUUGAUACAAUUAAUUUCGUAUGGUCAAAUAGUUCAGUAUUCCCACAAUCGUAUACAACUUAUAUAGGUGCAGGUUUAUACGGCCCUCCUCAAACUUUAUUACCAAAUGCACCAUUUAAUUCGACAUUUAAUUUACCAAAAUAUAACUCCUCUUCUCAUUCUCCGACUUUGAAUGAUUCAUCUCCUUCGAAUAAUAGUUUGUUUAUUG